Podarcis lilfordi (Lilford's wall lizard) is the source of this 36057-nucleotide messenger RNA. The record is from the annotation of a GenBank genome assembly. Lineage: Eukaryota; Metazoa; Chordata; Lepidosauria; Squamata; Lacertidae.
AUGUUUGCAGUAGUAUGCUUUUCUUUUUUGUUGCUACUUACUGUUAGUCUUUCCUGAAUCAAUUCAUUGAAAAUCAAUGAAAUGUAUGUAUGUAUGUAUGAAUGAAUGAAUGUAGCUAGGGAAAUAUUUUCAUGCAGCAUGAUCUAUGCAUACAUUAUUGGAAGUAAGCACCACUGUGUUCAGUGGGACUUAAUUUCAAGUAAGUAUGUGUUGGUUUGUAAAUUUAGUGCCCAGGAAUUAUUCUGGAACUAUGUCAGAAGUACUAUUGUUCACAGAUUCGGGUUGCUUUGAUUGGGGUUAAAGUCUGGAAAACUGAUUUUAUUUUUAAUAGAUGUAGAAUGAACCUUGCUUUUUGGAUUGAAAGUUACCCUGUAUUCGUCAACAAGAAAUGGUUGCGGUAGCCUGACAAAUAAGCCAAUGUUUGACUUCAGUUUGUGUGUAAAUUAUACUGUGUAUGAAAUUUGAGCAACUUCUGUAAGUGCACUAAUACCUUAAUUGGUUGGCUAGCUUUGGGCCAUUUCUACCUUCUAAUAUUUACACAUGAUGUCAUAGCAUGGAAUUCAAUAUUAUACAAUUAUAAAAGUUCUUUCGGCACAAACAUUGCUGCUUGUCAGAUGGAAUGACACCCCCCUCUCUGUGCCAGUUUUGGUGGGCACAGGGGGAGGUGGUGGGGGAAAGUCCAUUUGCACAAGCAGAACUCCUUGUACAGAACUUUCACUGAUGUGGUGCACUGGGUGAAUCCUCCUGUUAGAUUUAAAUAACUAAAUAAUUUUUUGUUUUGUUUAGUUUAUAUCCCACCCUUCCUCCCAAAUGAGGGCAGGGUGGCAUGAUGUAUAUCAGUAGACAAUACUUCACAACCAAGAGUGUUGGAAACAGAUAUAAAUCAGAUUGUCCUCCUGAUCCCCUUAUACCCAAUGAAUAUAACAAACCAAAAUUGCUGGCUGUCUCCUCAAUCCUUACCAUAUGCAUUUGGAAGCAAGCAUUGUUGGUUUCAGUGGAACUUGCCUCAGUGAAGUGCUUAGAGAGCUACGGCCUAUUUUAAAGGCAAGUGCCUACAAUUUUUGGCUCAACUUGGAUCUUUCUCCACAAUGGAAAAAUGUGAUUCUCUAUACCUUCAGCACUAGCUAUUUAUGGAGAGCAUCACACAUGCACCUUUAUGAGUGCUGACCUGUGCUGAAUUCAUGACAGUAUUAUGCUGGCUGUAUAUGCCACUCUGGUUCUCUCUGGUGUUGCCUUAAAAUGAGAGAACCAAAGCUACCAUCAUAAUGCAGUGCAACAUGGUAGAAUGAGCACGUAUCAUUUUCCAUAGAAAGUGUUCUGCAUGCAUGUUUUCCAGUAGGCAGUUGCUACUUAACUGGCAAAUGGCAAAUUAUAAGGUUAUAGAUGUGUUUGAAAAACAUUUGUGGGUUACUGGGUACUUUAUCUAACUCUAUUCCUGUUUUUCCUCCUUAAUGUGAUUUGCUAAUGCAACUGAUGUCUAUUUGCUAUAGCAGUGAGAAUUAUGUACAGUGGUGCCCCGCAAGACGAAUGCCUCGCAAGACGGAAAACUCGCUAGACGAAAGAGUUUUCCGUUUUGGAGGUGCCUCACAAAACGAAUCUGCUAUGGGCUUGCUUCGCAAGACGAAAAUGUCUUGCGAGUUCCUGGGUUUUUUCCCCCCUUUUCCCCCUCUUUUUCUAAGUCGCUAAGCCGCUUAUCUGCUUAUCCGAUAAGCUGAUAAGCUGCUAAAAGCCGCUAAAAGCCGCUAAAGCCGCUAAUAGCGCUAAUCCGCUAAUCCCGUCAAUGGGCUUGCUUCGCAAGACGAAAAAACCGCUAGACGAAGAGACUCCCAGAACGGAUUCUUUUCGUCUUGCGAGGCACCACUGUAUAAUAGUCCUAUGCAUGUAUACCAACUUCUGUUUACUGUUGGUGGGCACAGUUGAAGUUUGAGGAGAAUAAACCAUUCUCAAAAAGGAUUUUAUGGUAACUAAUUGGGGCUGGGUUUGUAACAUUUUAUUAUGAAGUGAAAAAGGUUCUGGCUCAUGCCCUCAUUUCUUUAAUUUUUAAUAACGUUUGUGCAGCAUUGACUUGUUAAGGAAUUAAGCUGAGUUUCUGAAAUACAUGUGCAUCAACACAUUUUUUAAAAAACAGCCUUGUCUUAAUUUGCAUCAAUGCAGUGCCAAGAAAAAUCACUUAAGCCUUGAGUCAGUGUGAGGCCAAAGGUAUGUUUGUAGUGUUGAUACUUUGCUUGUUGGCCUUUUUGUUAAUUUUAUGAGCUCUUGCCAGUCAUGGGCUAGGUGAAGGAAAGCCAGAUCUUUUGGUGCAAACUAAUAAAGGGCUUAAUUCUAUUCUUGGCAAUAGUAUCCAUAGAGAUAAAAGAUAAUAGUACACACAGGCACCUUGGUGAGAUAAACAUGGAUCCACAGUCGUGUGAGCUAAAAUCCUCUCAUUUUUCCUGAUUUAACUCUCAACUAGCAUUUUAACAAUCUCUUGAAUCAGCUGCUUCUUGGAAACUGACUUAAAGUGCCAUCAGUUUGCUGUUAGAUAAAAAGACAAGAAGAUACUGGAAAAUUCUAAGCUGGGUUAACAUUUUUCUUACUGUUGUUGCAUUAACAUGUCAAAUCUUGUAUGUCAAAAUUUUACAAUUCUUGAACUAGCUAACAACUUUAUUGAAAUUUAAGACAUUGGCUUAUCAUUCAAGGCACUUUGAUAAAAUACGCCUUCAUCUUCCAUGAAGUCCAAUUUUUAACGCUGUUCAUCUUUUCCCUGCUUUCUGUUUUUGCUUCUGCAGUUUUGUGUGCAAACUGAGAACAAGGGAAACGGGAGAACGGCUUCCCUAAAGACUGUUAGAGACCUGCUACUAUCUGUCCCUUUAAUUAAGGCUGUGUGUGCUUUUCCUUUUCUCUAGACCAGCAUGUUUUGGAAAUUUGAUCUUCACUCAUCAUCCCACAUAGACACACUUCUAGAGAGAGAAGAUGUAACACUGAAGGAGCUGAUGGAUGAAGAUGAUGUUUUACAAGAGUGCAAAGCUCAAAACCGCAAACUUAUAGAGUUUCUUUUGAAAUCGGAAUGUCUGGAAGAUCUGGUAUCAUUCAUUAUAGAAGAGCCACCUCAAGACAUGGAUGAAAAAAUCAGAUACAAGUAGGAAAUGAGUUUUGAUCUAGGAGCUUGAAGUUGAGGGAAGACAAAAGCUCACUAGCAGAAUAGCUGACUGUAGUUUCAUAAGACUGUUGCACCUAUAGUUUAAGGGUGGUAACAUGUCCCUCUUUAUGGUAUGUUUUUUUAAUAGACCUUUUAAAAAAACCUCAUUGGGUUAUAUCUCUACUCUGUUCACAGGGAAACUACGUGCUGCAAGUGAUCUCCCCACUGCUGUCUUGUGCUUCCAACCAAAAGUACACCCCCUAAUAGUCUUAGCUAAUUUAACACCCUCCAGGUAUUUUGGACUACAACUCCAACCUAUGCCCACACAGCUGUGCUGUCUGGGGCUAUGGAGCUGUAGUCCAGAAGCUCUGGCAGACACUAGGGGGCCAAAGCUACUCUAAGGGUUGGGCACUUUAAGGAAAGGUUUUCGAUGGUGUUGGGGAAACUCAAGUGGGAGAGGGGAGCAUGGAGGUUGCGGUGGAGAUUUACGUGGAGGCAGCUUGCAUGAGCAAAUCAGUGGAUGCAAGAGACUAAUGGAGGUAGAGGAUUUUUCUUGUGCGAACACUGGCGUUACGUACAGCCCAUUGGUCUGGUGCCUGCAUAAAGAAGGCUGACUCAUAUUCUGGAUUAAAUUGUAAUAUCUAAGAAAACCCCUCCCCACACCAAAUUUAGUCAUUAAUGUAGGUCCUGCUUUGUGUUCUUCUCCAUGUGGGUUGAGACUGUUACUGCUGGAAGUAGGGCAUUUUAUUCAGUUUUUCAAGGUGUGUAGAGCAGUCGUCCCCCCCAGUAUAUUAAUCCAUCUUUUGCUGGCUUUUAGGAGAGUUUGAAAUGCAUAUUUUUCUUACUUUGGCCAUUGUUUCUGACUAAUAAUGUUUUGGAUUGUGAUCCUCCUUAAGCCUUUGAAAGGUGCAUAUGUGUGUUUGCGUGUAUUAGUGUUUUAAGCAUUAUACUGUACUUAAUCAGACUGGAUUUCUACCCAGAGCCAGCCUCAUUGAAAUAAUGUUGUCAGAUACAAAACCUGUCAAACUCGAAUGGUUGGUAAAGGUUGCUUGUGCUCCUAUCGCUAUUUAAAAGUUCAUAGGUUGCAAAAUAGCAGGAAUUUCUCUCUUUUUACUUAUGCGUACUUGUAGGUUAUUAAAACUUUUUAAAAAUAAUAAUAUAAAACUUGCUUUCAGUAGUGGCUGGUGCCCAUGUGCACUGGUGGGGCGAAGGACAGGUUAGCCAACAGCCAUGGGUGGAGCUGAUUGGAUGUGGAGGCAGCCAAUUCUGGUUCUCUCCUCAGUUUUCUCUCUUGAAAAGACACUAAGGACAUCUAAACAACUUCUUCAUUGUUCCUGUCAGAUCUCUAGACCAGUACUGUCUACUUUGUCUGGCAUUGUGGGAGGGGCAUUAUUGGUUUUUUAUUAUUUAUUAUUUAUUCUCGUUUUGCAUUUUCGUGUUGUGAAUUGUCCUGUGAUCUUAACAAUGCACAGGUAUGACUAGCUGGUGGGCAGUAGGCUGGUUCCACCUCCCCUGUAAAUUUUAUCUGAUCCUUAACUUGGAAGCCUGUCAAUAUUUGUUGUUUUUUGCAUGGUGCAGUGCCGUAGCUACAAGGGGGCUAGCUUGGGUUUUUUUGCCCUGGGUGAAACCUCCCGAGGGGCACCACUAAGGCUCUCAGCCUGUGUGUGAGUAUACGUGAAUGCGUAUGGUGUGUGGGUGUGUGCCAAACUGGGUCUGUGCUACUACAUUUCCCACACAUUAUUUAAAGAUUUUAUUUCAUUUGCUCAGGAGUUGGUGAACCAUGGAGGAAUUAUUCACCCCAUUGCUAAGCAAAGUUGCCACCAACUGUGAAGCCAGAGAAUGCAAAAUGAAUAUAUUUUAAUCAAUAUUUGUAGCCACAACACUUUCAUUCCCUUCUCCAUGGCAUGCAAGCAAGCAAACAAACAAACACACACAUACUCCACUUGAGAUACAUACCUUGGGGCAAAGUGGGGGUAGAUGUUGCAUCUCUUUCACAUCUUCCUCAUUCUCCUCUCUUUGGCUGUGCACAAUCAAACACUAUGAUUAAUAACAGAAAGCUAAAGGCAAGGGUGCUGACCCUCCCCACACUCAUUUAGGCUCUCUCUCUCUCCGUUGUCUGCUCAAUAAAUACAUUGAAUAAAGCAGGGCUUCUGGCUCUGCAUAAUCUCUGCUUCUCCUCUGAUCGUGUACUUUCCAAGAGCGAGCAGUUCUAGUGACUGAAGCUUGCAAGCGGCCCAAUGUAAGAUGCUGCAGCUGGAUUGAUUGGGAGCAUUGAUCUGGUUCACUCUGUUUUUAUGCUAUGUGUUCUGAAGAACUCCUUAUUGACUACAUUUCAUGUUACCAAUCAGAGAAAGUAGCCUAAAUACAGGAGUGUUGGGCUCCAGUGCUUUACCUUACCAACUCUUAAAGACUCCUUCAAGGGAAGCAAUGGAAUAGCUUUAGAGCACCCCACUUCCCCCAAAUUGGGCUAGGACCUGGCAGCACACGGUGAUUAUCAAUUGAAUGCAUGUUUGGGCAGGUGAUUGGCCAGCAGAGAACAAGUGUCUGAAGACCAGACCAUUCUAAUAGCAAUCUUAAUAAGUCACUGCUGCCACCAAGGCCCUGAGGAGUGAUGGAUUUACCACUGCAUCCACAGUCCUUCCAUUCAUCAUGGCAACAGCAUAAGGUAGAGUUGGCAGACAAAUUGGGCUCAAUUCAUACAGCAGCUUCAGGCUGGUGUAGUGAUCAGGCCUGGGUAAGGUCUUCUGCCAGGUGGCCCCGGCUGUCAGAGCAGCUUAGUGGUGGACCUAAUAGAUGAUUAUAUGUUUUGUUGAUAGAGCGGGAGUAACCCCUGGAUGUUUGCUGGCCUGCCUCCACAAACUGAGAGGUAUCUCUGAUUUUCUUUGCACUUUGUGUAUUCAAACUGCAUAUAAUGGUACGCUCAGCAUUGCUAGAUAAAGCACUUGUUAUUGGUGUGUAAGGCUAAUUUAUUAUUACUAAUUAAGUAAAAUGUCUACUUCUCUCUUUCAGGUAUCCAAACAUAUCUUGUGAGCUGCUUACUUCAGAUGUUUCACAGAUCAAUGAUAGACUGGGAGAAGAGGAAUCAUUAUUAACAAAACUGUAUAGUUUUCUUCUAAAUGAGCCACCCCUAAAUCCGUUAUUGGCCAGUUUCUUCAGCAAGGUGCUAAGUAUUCUUAUUAGCAGAAAACCAGAACAGGUAAUUACUUAAUUGUUCCUUUGGAAACACCGUGCUUUCAACUGCCUAGCUUAAGUUACUUUCAUUCCCCUUGUUAUCUUUAGAAGAGCAACAAUCGUAAUAGUUCUUAUGGCAAAUUAAUGUUGGUGCCAUAUAUAGAUUUUCCAAAAAGAAUAUAAGAAUGUGUUGAGGCUCUUUAACCAUCUGACCACCCAUGGGCCAUAUACCACCCUUGGAAGCUUCCUAUUUGGUAUUCUGGGCUUCUUUUCCUCUGCCUCUUGCCCUCAGCUUUCAUGUCUUCCUCUCCAAAUUGCAGGAACUGGAAGUCUCAUCAGGAUUGGAAUGCUGGCAUGGGAGGUUGUAGGCCUUCUGCAUCUGUGAUUGUAUUAUCUACAAAGACCCAUUGAAACAAAUGGAGAUAGAAGAGUCAAACAUUUUAACCUCUCAUGACAGGAUUCUCAUCGAAAUUGGUCCCCCAGGGCCUAUUAUUUGCAUUUUGGGAAGGGGACCUCCCACAGUGCAGGGGUGGUUUUUCCUCAGUGCAAAUUGCAAUAGGGAGCUGUGCGUGCAUGGAAGAAAAUGAAAGGUGUGUGUGUCCUGAACCAUGUUGGCUCUGAAGGAAUGUGGCCACUGGGGGUGGGGGAAGGCAUCCCUUUCAAAGAGGGAUAAGCCUUACUCUGCUUAGUUUUUUUCUGGCAAUUUAGUUCUUACUGUUUUUGUUGGCUUUUUUAUUUCACAACUUUGUGUUCUGUCUUAUCUUUCACAGAUCGUGGAUUUCUUAAAGAAAAAGCAUGAUUUUGUAGACCUCAUUAUAAAGCACAUAGGAACCUCUGCUAUUAUGGACUUGUUGCUCAGGCUGCUAACAUGCAUAGAACCUCCACAGCCCAGGCAAGAAGUGUUAAAUGUAAGUAAUUUCUUUUGGAAUGGGCGUCAUCUUUAAAAGUGAAGAUUAGUGGCACUAUUUUUGAAACUGAAAUUGUAAAUAGCUAGUGAGGUACCCUUGGCAUUCAAUUUUUAAGUAGAGCAGGAAAAACCCUUCACUUGCAAAGGUGCUGUCUAUGAAAUGCUUACUUCUUUAUUUACUUGCAGCAUUUUCAUCCUACUCUUCUGCCAAAAAUGCUGAAUAGAUACCUAAAUCAAAAUGAUAAGAGAGUUCCUUCCCUGAGAUUUACAAUCUCAAAAGAUAAGACACAAAAUGAAAAAGAUCUGGGAGGUGGUAGAGAGGUUCCUGUUUUGAUCAGUUGGAAUGGAAAUGCUAGCUUUCACCAAGCACUUAAAUAUUGUAUUUGAACUGUAAACAAAUUCAAUUUCAGCUGCUUUUAGUUUCCCCGUAUUCCAGCUGUUUGUUACCUCGUUUAGAUACAUGACUAUGAUGCCAUGAAUGCAUCUAGAAGCAUGGAAAAGUCCACAAGGGACUGUGCUUCUAAAGCAGUUGUGGUUUCAGAUUGUUAGUAGUAACAACUGAGCUUGCCAUAGCUUACACAUGAAUGAAAUCAAUGUUUUGCAGUAAUUCUUGAAACACCUUGUCAACACAUUCAUUUAAAAUAUUGAUUAACAGCAAUUAAGUGUAUUCCAGUUGUAGCUCAAAUAGCAUCUUAAGCCAUUUUGUGUUCUGUGUACGUCAUUUUUCAGCUUGUCUGUAAAUGUGAAGUAGAAUGCUAGAGUGUGUUGACAAAAAUAUAAAUGUAGUGUUGUCACCUUACAGCAGCAGUGCAUAAAAAUCAGUCAGAGAGCAGGUUUUACUAUUUCAAUCACAGGAAAAGCAACUUUAUUUUAAUUUUAAAGCUGUGAUUUCUCUUUAGAACUACGGUCUCCUCCAUGCACCCCAUUUGAUAAUCUUCUUUUUUACCACAUGCAAGUCUCUGUACCAGUCUAUUAACCUUUCUCUCCAUCUUUUCAUGCAUGUUGUCUUCUGUAUUCCUGCAGCUCUAGCCACACUCCAUAAGCCUCUCUACUGUCUAUAUUAUGCCUCUCCCAUUGCAGAUAUCUAUGUAUCUCCCCUCCUCUUUUGCUAUUUGUCCCCCCUCCAUCUGUUGAAACAGCACAUAAAGUUUUAAUGCUCCUAGCAAUUCACUUGCAGAAUAAUUCUUAUAAGCUGGUAGGCUGUGUGUCAUGGCUCAAAAAGCUGAUGCCACCACCACCACACACCUCUGAAUCAAUGGAGGAGGAACAUAGUGAUGCCGAAAUUUUCCUAUCUUUGUUCCACAAAGGUUGGAAGGACUGCAGAUAACGCAUAUUUGGAAUCCCUUCAGAGAACUGCAAAUUGAUUCAUUGUUGACCUUUAGGGUUUACACUGUGCAGACUUGCAUAACACAAAUGUUAAUUUUAUUUCUAAUUCCACAAUCAGAGAAAAGCUAAAUGGGCCUCUCAUAGUCUUUGAAUUAGUAAUUUUAGAAGCAGAGGAUGAUCUUAAGGCCUGGUUUCAGAAAUACAUAUUGAAUAAUCUACAAGAAUGCUGUUGGGGUUUAAGUAAACUUGGGAACAUGAUCUCCAGGAGGAACUGGACAUGUAGCAAUGGAUAUGGCAGCAUAGGUCACUUAAAAUCAGUCUGCGCAAGCAUAAGAGAAAAUAUAAUAUGCCAGUCACAGAAAGCUGGAGUGAUGGUAAACAAAAGAGGUCUUAUUUUUUUGGUGGGUCUACACAGUGAUAACAUAUUUAAUUAGCAGAAUGAUUCACAUUAAAGGGCAGAACAUAUGCAAAUGUCUCAAAAUAUUGCUCUUGUAUACCUUGUGGGGAGAAUGCUGGUAUGUUGUUUAAAGAUUUGGUGGUAUAUUGCAGUCGCUAAAAAACUUACCAGCUGCAAUUAGAGUAGAAACAGUACCGGAUGCCUUCUCUGCAACAUGACAGAUAAUUAAUAUAUAUACUAAUCAGUGUACUAGUGUAGAACAUCUCCCCCCCCCCCACUCCCAAGAAUGAAUACAAAAAGAUCUGGUAUAAUUGUUAGAGAUCCUUUCUUUCUCCCUGGCACCCUUAAAGAUUGCCCAUUCUCAUGUUCUUGGUUUUUAUAAGGAAUUAGACUUUGCAUGUGGUAAUAUCGCUUAUGGGUUCCUUCCUGCAAGUUUCUGAAGUCUUACUGAUGUUGUUAUCUCUGGGAAUGCACUUUUUAAUGUAUAAUAUCACUUGUGGGUGAUACUAUCUAUUUGAGCUGUGUGACUGAUGAAAAUGUGAAAGGAGACUUAAUUUCCUCCCCUCCCCCAUAUGUCUCUACAGUGGUUGAAUGAAGAAAAAAUAAUUCAGCGGCUUGUGGAAAUUGUGCAUCCUUCUCAAGAUGAAGAUGUAAGGAAUACAUGUCGUGGUUUAUAUUCACGUAAAUUUUGUAGGAAAAUUUUGUCCUUGGCAGCUCUCCAUGCCAAGCCCCCCGGAGCCCCUGCCACUUCUCCCCAUCACCCAGAUGAUAAACCAUCACUUGUACUGUGACAAAAUGUCUGCUGUCUCGCACUGCUAAGCAUUGUGGAGAUAGCAAUCUUGUCUGCAAUAGGAUUGCUGGAGAGGGUCCUGUUAAAAGUGUGUGAGAGAGGGAGUUGGGGGAGAUGGUUGUGUCUGUGUGAAAAGGGGAGUUGAAUGUGUUUUGUUCAAGCUUAAGAGCAGUAAAAGGAGAUACUGUCACCAGCCCCACCCACUGGCAUGCAGCUCCUGCCCACCCACCUACUGCCACAUGUGCCCCCCAAGGGGCAAAAAGCCACUCUUCUCUGAUUUAAAACUUUUCUGUGCAUAGUUAUGCCUUGCUUACAAAAUCCACACACUUCAAUUUUGUCACCUGCAUUCUAUACAGAAUGAGAAGCAUAUAAGGAGGAGCUGCUGGUCCUGUAGCUUAACACUCAUAAUUUGUGUUGCCUUCUGGGAAUUGGGUGAAUUUGCAUUUAAGUCUUAACCUUUGGUGCUAACUAUCAAUGAAUACUGUAAUGUUUUUUUUUUUUAUUCCAUAAACUGUCCUUGUUGUUUAGAGACACUCAAACGCAUCCCAGUCACUCUGUGAAAUUAUCCGCUUGAGUAGAGACCAGAUGCUACAAGUACAAAACAGUUCAGAACCAGAUCCACUGCUUGCAACACUAGAAAAGUAGGUUGACUUGAUGUUGGCAUUGCUGUCAUAGAUGUAUGUAUAUAUUCCAUGGAUAUUGACAUUUUUUGAAAUGUUGAAUGCUUUGCAUGUGCUAUGGAGAAUGAUGUAACUUGAAUGCAAGUUCUGAAGUAUGAUAGUGCAUUCUCUGUAAGAAAUAAGACAUAAAAAUGCUUUGAUCACGUUAACAAAGAUAAAAGAGUUUAAUGUGUAUUUUUUUAAAAAAAUAAAUAAACAGCAACAACCUUGAGGUGCACUAUACUCUGACCUAGUUCAGAUGUUACGCUAAACCAUGGUUUGGCAUUACAGAGAUAAGCAAGCAUGAGUUUCAGUCUUCCAUGCUUGUUCCUUCCCUCUUGUGCAUGCAAGUGGAGGAAAUAGUAAAAGGCUCAGAGAGAGAAAGUACAUGGUUUGCAAAGGUGAUGGUACUAAGUAAGGAAACUUAUUUAUAUUUUUUAUCUAUAUAAGCAGAUGUUAACGUAACUUAAUGCCUUGAAAUCUAUGAAUGGUAAAACUAGAAUCUGUACUCUUUAAAGGGGUCUCAAAUAAAUUUUAUGCACUAUUUGUUGAUGCUUGCAGUACAUAACUAGUGUUGGUGGUGCAGUAUAUAGCCUGAUAUCCACAGAAUGGGAACUGAGCAAGGGAGUUAACCUUUUGUCUAGAGAGUGGGUUGUAGGAUUGCAUUCAAGAACUAAUGGGGUGGUGGCCAAGGGCAGAGUUUGUGUGCAUAGUAGAUAACAGCAAUGUCCAGAAAUACUAAAUGUUUAUAUUGGUCAAGACUGCUCCCCCAGUUAUGAAAGUAUUUUAGUGCCAUGUGAUCAUUUCCUGGUUUAUGAGCUUGCCAUUACUGUUACAAGUAUUAGGGUUGCUAUUAAAAUAAUUCUGAUUCUUUUAUUAAAGAAAAAUGCAAGCAGCUCUGGACCAAAGAACAAACUGUAGGCCAUAUGUAUACCUUUCCUGAAAAAUAUGUAUUUAUUCAUUUCAGAAUAUAUUUAGUGUCCCCUCCCCCUGCAAAAGAUCUAGGUGUGUGAUACAGUUUUGAAGCAAUGCUAUAUCCAAUUAAUUAAGUAUAGCAGGUGAAAAUACAAAUUUAGCCUAGAAGCAGUCUAAUAUUCCAUAAAUGCCUGAGCAAAAAGACAUGUCUUAACUGAGCACUGUAAUGUUAAAAAAUUUGGUGCCUGGUUUAUAGAUGUGUCACUGUAGAAAAGGCACUACUAUCAUGUGGCACCACUGAAUGUAUUGCCUCUGGUUGUGGAACAAUGAGAAGAAACUGGGCAGGUUGAUAAAAGGAGAAGCAUUCCUUCAGAUGCCUACAUCUACAAAAGGGAAUGUUAAAUUUCCAACAAUGUUUUCUCUCUCUUUAGAAAAGAAAUAAUAGAACAGCUGCUAUCAAAUAUAUUCCAUAAAGAGAAAAAUGAAUCAGCUAUAGUCAGUGCAAUUCAGAUAUUGCUGACCUUACUGGAAACGAGACGGCCAACGUAAGAUUGUCUUUUAAUGUUUCUACUGUUUAACAGUAUUUUAUCCAGCAGCAUUUGCGUUGUUUCUAUCCUGGUCAGAUGACUGUGUGCAGUUGCAUAUAUAUAAAGGUUUCUGAAUGAGGAUUUUUCUGAUCUCUACCUAGUUUUGUGGAUUCUGGAUAGUAAGAAGGUGUUUAGCAAACGCAGUUUAACUAGUUACAGAUAGGUAGCCGUGUUGGUCUGCCAUAGUCAAAAUAAAAAAAAAUCCUUCCAGUAGCACCUUUAAGACCAACUAAGUUAGUUCUUGGUAUAUAACUAACUAAGUUAGUUCUUGGUAUAGUUCUUGGCAGUUUAACUAUACAUGUAAAAGGCCACUUUCUGUCCAUUCUGGCACUGAUUUCACUAUAGGGAACAGUUGGAACAAGAUGGUAUCAUUUGUGUAAAUUAAUGUCAUUAGUUUAUAUUAAUGUCUUAGUUGGUAGAGCAUGAGUCACUACUUCUUAGGGUCGUGAGCCCCACGUUGUGAAAAAGAUUCCUGCAUUGCAGGGGGUUGAACUAUAUGACCCUCAUGAUCCCUUCCAAUUCUGUAAUUCUAUGUUUCUAUUAAAUUGAUGUAAAUUGUGACUACAUUAUCUGUACCUAAACAUUUAUCUUAUACACAUUCUUGGAAAUAAUAAGUCUUGCACAGUCCAAGUGGAAGCUUCUGAAAUGGGGUCAUCAUGAAUACAUCACUGCAAAAAUAUGAGAUUCAUGUUGCUUGGAAGUCAGUUUUUGUGUAUGUUAAUCGAAUUUUUAAAACAUCAUUUUACUGUGUGUUUGUGUGUCAGGUUGAGGGAAAGACUAAAGAAUUGUUAGAUGUGGGUCGGUGAACAACAAUGCAGAUACUGUAUCACCUUAAUUGAAAGGAGAGUUGAAUGUAAAAUUUUUGAUUUGUUGCCUUUACUAUUAUCUAGCCUAGUCAGCUUGCUGAUCUAUCUGUCUUUUUAAAGUAGUUGUGCUUUCUAUGUUAAAGAGCUUACCUUUUCUUCAUUUUAGAUUUGAAGGUCACAUAGAGAUUUGCCCACCAGGUAUGAGCCACUCAACAUAUUUGGUCAACAAGAGUGUAUUAGAAGCCAUAAAAGCACGACUUCCAUCCUUCCAUGAACUGCUCUUGGAGCCCCCCAAAGUAAGUAAAACAUUUAGUGCAUGUGAAAUUGGAGCCAUUCUGUUCCAUAAAUCCAGCUUCGAGAGCACUCAUCCACUAUUUGAUGAAUUGGACAUUGGUGGGUAACCUAUAUACACUUGGCUUUUAAGAGUUGUUUUUAAUCUGUUGUGUUUGCUGUUUGCUUUGUUUGAUAUUAUAUUAUAUUAUUUCUGCUAUUUUAAUAUUAUAUGACAUCUCCUUUGGGCAUCUCAGUAAUGAGGUGGAAAGGUGUGGAUAAAUAUUUUAAAUGAUAAGCCACCCUUCUUUCAGUCCCAGAGGGGAGUCUCUCUAUCACCUCAGCGACCAAACUGCUUCUCCCAUCUCUUCCUCAUUUUGUGUUCCCAGUGUAGAAGUGAACCUCCAUUGCCAAGGAAACUGAGAGCAUUAUAUUGCCCGAUUCUAGUUCUGCUUCUUUCCCUUUCUUGACGUGCAGAACCAAGCUUUGCAGCAUGAUUGCCUAGAUCAGCCUUCCCCAUCCUAGUGCACUGUAUAUAUUUUCUCCAACUCCCAUCACCCCAAAUAUCAUGACCAAUGGUCAAGGAUGAUAGGUGGUAGUCUAGCAACCUUUGGAGGACACCGGAUUAGGGAAGGCUGAUCUACCUUCCAACUUUGGUAGUGAGGCUUUGAAGAAGUUGAGAAGUUAUGCCAGUCUCCUCCCUGUUCUCCAGUGCUAAGCAGCAAGAGUGACUUGCCAUUUAUUGGCUUCUUCAAAGCCUUGAACAGAAUGAAAUAGCCUUGUCCAUCCAAUACUCUGUGUAUGCCAAAGGAAGGAGGCUAAGUCUCAAUCUUGUUAUGGUUUUUGCAAAAGAAAUGCAACUUUGAGAACUUGGGGGAGAAGUGUUUUGUCAUUGGUGAACUGAUCAUUGAACUGCUUAUUCUACAUAUAUGUCCUCACAUUUUCAGCCCAUGAUAUUGUAGAACAUAAUGUAUGGGACUAACAUUGAGUUUCUCUUUUAAGUAUUCUGCUAAAUGUUUCAGACUUAGUUUUGUGAUUACCUUGUUUCCUCUUGCCCCCUCCCGCUUGUGGAUAAAUAAUACUUUGGAGUUUGAGUAAUAUUUCAAUAUUUUUGUUCUCUUUUUUGUCUAGAAAAGUGUUAUGAAGACAACAUGGGGUGUAUUGGAUCCACCUGUAGGGAAUACCAGGUUAAAUGUGAUCAGAUUAAUAUCCAGCCUUCUACAGACAAAUACAAACAGUGUAAACCUGGAACUUAUAGAGCUCAAUAGCAUAGGAGUUAUACUGGUAAGAGCAUAAAUACUUGCAAUAUUGACUUUCCUAUCACAGAUUAUCACAGCAAUGCUCGUAACUUUUUUAUUGUGCUAAUUGUUCCUAAUCUUGCUAUGUCAUGACACUGGUAAAAGAUACUCUGAUUUCCUUGAGUGAUUGAAUGGAAUGUUACCUGUGAAAUUAAUAUUUCUGUGCUGCCUCAGGUUUUGUAUCUGAAAGUCAAAUUAAAUUACAUGAGAUAUCCAUGAAUGGAUCCUGUAACUUAAAAAGUACACUAAAAUGCAGUCAUGAACUAUGGUUGACAGCAGUGUGUCGAGACCUGGGGGCAUUCACUGAUAUUCUCUCCAUAGGGAAAAUAGCCUCCAGAUGAUGGAGAUUUUCAACUUGAAAAUGGGGUGGGAGUAGAGAGUUAAGUCCCCUCCAUUGCAAACAAAUUUGCACUUCCCUACAGGCAUUUCAGUUCUUUUGAAAGUUGGGGUUCCAACCUCAGUCCUCAUUCAUAAUGUGUAGUUUGUUACAAAUAGUUUAAUCAUUUGUUAGGGGCAGAUACAAUUGUGGGAAGUAGGAAUGUCCCAUGAGUUCAGAAGUCUGGAAAAAUGGGGCUGCGUUUUAUUGGCCAUAGCACCAUCAUAAAUUAAGAUGGAGACACAGGCACUUUUUGUUUUAUCUUAAACAGAAUAAAAUUGGUCAGUACAUACAUAUAAUCUGUGUUUGGUUAAGGGUAUUGAGAGCAGCUUGCAUCUUCAUGAGCAGCUGUCACUUUUUGUAGGAAUUCUUAUCAACUGAUGUGAUAUACUCUAAUAUUCAUGAGUAGUCUGUUUUGUUGGGAAUGCAGAAAUUUCUGCUAGCAGAGCUGCUGCAUCUUCCAUCCAUAGGCUUCUCUGAGGCACUGCUAGCACAAAUACUAUAGUGGCAUAAGAUGGUUUGUGCAUAUGUUGAUUGGGGACAGUAGUUUAUUGAAUUUUCUUUUUAAAGAACACUGAAACUAGGCUUAGUUAUUACUAUUACUACUUUGCUACAAUUGAGAGCAGCAUUCAACUAACUUGUGCUUGAGCAAGGAUUAGCAGUAGCACAAGUAGAUUCCCCUUCUGCUUCCUCCAGAUCUGUUUCAGAGAGUUAAAGAAAACCUUAGAACACAUUUGGGAGGCACGAGAGGAGGAGAGCAGGAGAACGUUUCAUCGCACAAUGAGAAACCCUUGUGGUAACAGAAUAUUCACCUUAGUGCUACAUUGAAUGCAAUCCUUAGUAUACAAAAUGACUCAUUUUCAGUGAAGGCUCUCACUGACAGAUGGGAAGAAGUGUUUUUCUCCACUUUUUCUAGAGACUUGAGUGCCAUCCUCCACUCCAUUCUGCAAGGUCAACCCAUGCUGCUCUGGACCAGGUCUUGGAAGGAUGAAGGAAGGAAACAGCAAAAAUUACUGUCCUUCUCUUCCAGUGGGAGCAUUCUUUGAGUAGAGCAAUUCACGGAAACUUAAGUACCCAGACUUGGAUUUUAACAGGGCUACGUUUGACUCCAGUUUCUUUUUUCCCUACAGGACAUGUUUUUUAAGUACACAUGGAAUAACUUUUUACAUACUCAAGUAGAAAUUUGUAUUGCAUUGAUUCUCGCAAGUCCAUUUGAAAGCACAGAAAAUGGUACAAUUUCAGAUCAGGAUUCCACUGGAGACAACCUUUUGCUGAAACAUGUAAGCUGUUUUUAUUAUUUGUAGUACUCUAGGUAUAAUUGGGCUAGGCUCCCCACAUAGAAACACUCAGUCAGCUAGGUAAGAUGAAUAAAAGCAAGGUGACCAAGAGGAUGAAAAAGUUGCCAUAGUUAAAUUACUGUUGUAAGGCUCUUACGCUUACCACUGUCCUGCUACCUUGCUCUAACAAAAACAGUUUUUGGUUUUAGCAGAAGUGUAGUACUCCAGAGCAAUGGCAGCUGCAGUGCAAGAAAUAAAGUUUUUGAUCUAAGUAUAGAUCAGCAGCUAGUUCCUUUUGCUAGAUUAAAUAGGUAAUCACGCCUUUUUUUUUAAGCUGGCAACAGUGCAGCUAUUAACUAGUGACAGAAUAUUUUGAAGUAGAGCUGCAGAGUAAUAAUCAUUUCAGUCUUGUACUCUUUUUCAAAUUUAGAAUAUGGUGAACUGGAAGGAUCGGUUGGGGGAAAUAUACAUGGUAUAUUUGAAGAUAUGUAGCAAAAAAAAUAUAUUGCAAAAAAAAACUAAGGAAGCUUUUGUUUUAUAGCUUUUCCUUAAGUGCCAUUUAAUAGAACGAAUACUUGAAGCAUGGGAAAUGAAUGAGAAGAAACAGUGAGUAAUCAAAACCCAUUCCCUGCAUUUGUAGUUAUGCAUGCUGUAUACUAUUUGGGAAGUAACAUAGUACUUGAUUUAAUUCAAGACAAAUUUAAACAAAAUAUUAACUGUACUUGAUUGAUGUUCACAAAGCAUACUACUUUGGCCUAGAGGGAAUAUGUUCAAAUCACUGGCUUCUUGAGCGGAGAAGGUUAGGCAAGUUCUCUCUCUUUCUAUCCCUGCAGUGUUCACUGCUGCUGUUUGUGGGUAUGCACUUUGCACAAGCAAUAUAUGGGUCUGCUUUUGCUAAUUUAACUUCAGUAUAUUUUUAUUAUAAGAGCAAAUUCAUAUUUGAGCUAAGUCUGAAGAGUCAUAAAUAGUUUUAAGGGAGAUCGCUGUAUGCACAGCAUAGGCAUAGAUGUGAAUUUAAAUAAAUCUUGAUAAAUUAAUGGCUAUAUUAUAGAGUUGUGUAUUCUGUAAAAGUAAUCAACCCCCCGCCCCAACUAACAUUUGUCCCAUACGAUACUCUGCACAACUCUUGAAAUCAAAUUGAGGAGCAGAGUUUGAAAUAUUUUAACUGCCUAACAAUUGAUUGGCCUUUUUGUGAAGGACUGACCAAGUCACAUUCUCUUCUCUUUGCCAAACAACCAUCUCGUUUACUUAUAUACUCUUCCAAACCUAUAGAGAGAACAGUCUGUAACUAACAGAUUAAACAACUGCCUAUUUAAAUAAUGAAAUGUUUUGACCGCUUGCAGGGCUGAAGGAGGAAGACGAUAUGGCUACAUGGGUCACUUAACAAGAAUAGCUAACUGUAUUGUGCACAGUACGGAUAAAGGGCCAAAUUGUACAUUAGUGCAGCAGCUUAUUAAAGGUAAGUGAUGUACUUUUAAAGAAACAAAUACUUGAUCUUAUUGCUGAUUUCUAAAUGUGGACAAUGUAUAUCCCUAUCUCCCCUUCUCACAUGCCAAGCCUUUACCUUUGGGUUUGCUCUGAGAGUUUAUCAGUCAGCCCAUUGGUUCCUGCCUCUCCUACAACAUCUUAAAAGUUAAUCACUGCAGAAUUGAUUGUUAGUGCAUGUUAUCUAUAUCUAAGCAAAGCUAAAAUUCUACAGAUUGAUUCUGCCCGUUAGAUAUUUUUGCACUCUACCCCUGCUAGUUUUGUCUGUAAUUUCUGUUAUAGGGGCUGUUUAUAUACAAAAAAAUGAAAAUUUGCCCUUUGGGGUAGAUCAGUUUUAUGCCAAGGCAAUUUUAACUGAUUUGAGACACAUUUUAAAUCAUGUUUCGCACUUUGAAGUGGACAAAGAGUGAUUCAGACAGUAGAAGUUUCUUUAGAAAAGGCUGCAUUCCUUAUUAGGGCCACAUACCAAUUACAGGGAGAGAUAAAAGCCAGCAGAGGGUUGGUUCAGAACCAGAAAUGGAUAAGUGAAUCUUAACUCCAGGAAGAAUCUCAGAUUCUACUUUUAAGUCUCACAUGUCUUCCUUCUGCAUACAGCAAGGAACAAGGCAGAAUUUCUAGCAUGUGGGUUCUACCUUACAUUGGGGGAUGAGUGUAUAUGUUUUUGUAAUGCUUUUGGUAUUUUAAAAUAAUAAAAUAGAGUGAAAAUUAAUGUGCCUUACAUGACAACAUUCAGCAGCUUUAUUAUUAAUUAAUUUAUUAUUAUCUUUCUGCUUGACUUUCUAGAGCUUCCAGAUGAAAUCAGGGAGCGAUGGGAGACUUUCUGCACAAGUUCUUUAGGAGAAACAAACAAAAGAAACACAGUGGAUCUAGUAGGUUUCAUAAGAUGAAGUUUCUGGGGGAUUUUCUAUGGGAAUUUUGGCCCUUAUUUGUCAGGAAUGCAGGACAAAACCGUUCUAACUCAUAGAAUCAUAGAACUACAGAGUUGGAAGGGACACCAAGGAUCAUCUAAUCCAACCCACCACAAUGCAGGGAUUUCAGCCAGAUCAUACAUGACAUAUGCCCCCCCAAAAAAACCCUUUGCUUUAAAACCUCCAAGGAAGGCGAGGCACUCCACUUGUCACUUUUUCCGGGAUGACGAGGAACCAUUAAUAUGCACUCAUGUCCAAGAGAGAUUGUUAUCCUAUCUUUGUUUUGAAAGUCUGUGUAGCUCUAAUUUUCAAAGUAUACUACCUUUGUAUCGUCUUAGAGAAUUCCUUUGCCAAAAAUAGAGCCCUACUUUCAGAUUUUGAACAGUACAGAGUUUCUUAUAAUUAAUACCCCUGUCAGAUUGGUCUUUUAAUAAUUCAUUUAAUACAUACAUACGCACAUAUAUUUUUUGAACUAUGUAUAGACCACGUCUACUGUGAGUCAAUGUAUCUCACACACAUUUACGUCCAUGUAAUACUAAAUCGUGACUUACGAAUACAAGGAUGAGCUGCAGUGAAUCUGGUUUUGGUGUGGUCAUGAGGAGGUCAGAAGUUUUUCUGUUUUUAGAUGACCCACAGUUAAGUAUUAUGUUUGAACCGUAAACUGUGGUUUAUUUUAACUGUAGGAAAAUGAGCCAUGUUCAAAAAUUAUGGCUUGAGGUUGGCCAUUCUUAUGGCUAAACACAGAACUGCCCCCCACAGCAUAUCCCACACCACUGGGAGUAGCAUUUCAGGGGGCUACGUGGGGAAGGAAGAAGGAACAGGAUUUGCUUUCUUUUCCCCCAGCAAGUGUGUCCUGUGAGGAAAGAUCUACUUAUAGGAACUCUGUAUCCAACCCACAGUUUUUUGCAGUAGUGUUGAUGAAGGCAGAGCUGCAUCUUGCUACAGCAGACUUUCAUUAGAUACCCGAUGCAGAACUAUAUUUAAUUUCUUAGGCUUGUUGGCUGCUUUGUUAAUGAAUGUGUAAAUUGAAAAUCAGUUUUAUUGUGUCCUUGGUUUGAAGAGGGAAAUACAUAUUAGUGCUGAAUGAUUUAAAUUGAUUUAGUUAACUGAAAGUAAAUUGACUUAACAGUUCUUUCUAAGCAGCAGAUAUGAAUAAGUAAUGUGGAAUCAGUAUAGAAUUCUCAUGAUACACUUCUGAUGUGUGAAGCAUUUAAAAAAUAUAUGCAUAGAAAACUUGUGACAAAAUUAAUCAGAAUAGAAUUUAAAACUGAGUUAAAUGCAUCAACAUGAUACAUAGUGGUGUUGACUGCAGACUGUUUCACUGGAAUUUGCCUUUCCAUGAUGAAAAUCUCCAGUUAAGAAUGUGUAAAUUUAACAGAUUUUGCAGCUGAAAUUUGUUUAACUUGUAUUUCUUUUUAACACUGUGCAUUAAAAUCAUUUUUUAAUUAAAAUUGGCUUAGCUAUGCAGUGUACUUUGAUUACAAUUUCUUAAGUCUGAUUUUUUAUGAUUUAGGGCAAAGCAGACACUGGCAAAAUUUGGAUUUAAAAGUACAACACUUAAUUGCUUUUAUCCAGAGCCAUACAACUACUGCUGCCUUACCAGGCAGCUCUGGGCUUUUAUUUCCCAAGCAUUAGUGCCCCCUGCCCCAGUAUGUGAUAUAGUUGUUUUCUUAUAAGGAAUUAAAAAACUUACAGACUUUAUUAUGGGCGCAUUGUUUUAAACCCUUUUUCUGAUGCUGAUUCUUUAAUUGUUCUGUCUCUAGGUUACUACUUGUCAUAUACACUCAUCCAGUGACGAUGAAAUUGAUUUUAAAGAAACUGGUUUCUCGCAGGAUUCCUCUUUACAGCAAGUGAGUCAAACUCUGGACUGUUUGCAAUUGUUUGCAUUGAUGCCUUAAUUGAAAAGAACAUGGGUGAGACGAUUGCCUUGGGAAUUUGCAACUUUUAAAACUUAGAUUUAGCAUUUUUAAGAUGAGGAAAAAAUUGAAGGCAUAUCCUGAAAGCUGUGGAAUUUUGGGGGAGGGGUAUGUAUGGUCACAACUUCCAGGAUGUAAGUAAUUUUGGUCUGUAUCAUUAAUUUGAUUAGAAUUUCAAUUCUCUAACAACUCUUGUCAGUUGCAACUUUCUGAGGAGACAUAAAGAGAGUUCAAAAUAUCUGUUUUUAAUACUGCAAACCAUGUUUGGCUGAUUGGAACAUCGUGUGAACUGACCUGUAAGAGUUAAGGCAGUUAAUUCCUUUAGGUGUUCCAGUUGGCAAACUUAAAAGUGUAGUUACCUGAUUUCACAAAUGUGUAGCACCCUCAAGCUGGAAAUACUUGUGUUAUUUCUCUUAACAGUCUUAGUGAACUGAAUAUAUUCUGUAGUCUAUUAUCACCUGAUUGUGAGUUAACGGUUCUUUUAUGCUCAUGACUGUGGGACUAAAAGAGUUAUAAUCUUAUCUGGGAGAGGAAGCAGACCACAUGUUCCCACAGUCUUGGGUACCUCUGAUCCUGCAGAAAUGGUUGUUGGCAGUUGUACCACCAAAGGCAUAUAUGACUAGUGCUUUAGAGGCUAUUUUUUCUAGCACAGUUCUCUUUCCGACAAAAUCACCCAGUUUCUGGCUGUGUACUCAAAGAAGGCACUUGAAAAUCUGCUUUACUGCCUGUGAAAAUGUAGCCUUAGUUUAACUGCAAUUCUAGAAUUAGCCUCUUUCUCCCCCUGUCUCCUGAUACGCACUUUGGGGAUUUCUCCAUCCAUGGGCAUAAAAGCUGUCUUCAUCUGUGCCAUGGUAGUUCAUCAAAUCUGAGUCUAGCUUAUGCUAACGAGUUAGUGACGACAGCUAGAAAAGUUACUCUGGAUCAUGCUUACUUAAAAGAGCUCCAAACUGUUGCAAUAGCUUUUCUGUUUUCUGUGGCCUAUGCAGAAAAUUAAGAUGCUAUCUUAAAUAUUUGUUGAAUGCCUUGUUUGGUGGCAUCAUGAGGCACCUAAUUCAUUUACCAGAACCAUGUUAGUGGAUGCAACCUUCUUAGUAAGGAAAUUGCUUUGUAGAUACUGCCUCCAAAAUAUAUGUAACUUUUGCUGGAUCCAAAAAAGACUUUCCUGUAUCUUCCUCAAAUAAUUUGAUGGAGGUGUCACACUGUUUCUCUUCAAGCUACUUCUGUAAGAAUAUCCAAACUCUUGUUGCCUUUUUACCUAUAGUUUUUAAAAGAGUAACUUCAGGCCAAAGUUAAUUACUACUUUAUGAAAAAGUAACCGAAUCAUUACAGAAGAGCAACUUUUACCAAGCACUUGCCCUAAGGCCAACAAGUUUCAACAUUCGAUAGUUCAUAGAUAUAUAAUUUAGGAGAAAGUGUUUCUGGAGCAAAAUGGGCAAGUAGUAUUUAGACUAUUAUUAGAAUCAUUAUAUCACUGUCAUUGGUCCUGGGGUUGCCAGGCCUUUUCUGAUUAUCAGAUGCAACAAAUGACGUCCAAUUUUAUUGACCAGUUUGGCUUCAACGAUGAGAAGUUUGCUGACCAAGAUGAUAUCGGCAAGUGAGUAUUUUAAAAUUUAAUGUCUGCCUUUUUGUUUUCCAUUUGUUUGUGUUGCAAUGGUUAGUGGCUGUCUCUCUAGUUAUAAUCUGUGUAUAGUCAGCUUGUUCAUUUUCCAGUUACACAUUUUGUGCACUCAUAAGAGGAAUUUUCCCUUUAAAUUAUGUCUCAUGUCUAACGCCUCUAUCCCUAGCAUUUAUGAAGCAAACUCUUCUUAUGACUGUCACUAAAAUAAUAGACCAGAAUGCUCACAAUGUUGAUUUCUCUCUCUGAAGCCUCUUUAUCCCAAUCCAGAGUACUGUGUUCUGAAUGCACUGUGUACCAGGUUUCUGAUUAAGUUUUCAUAGAAAAUUGACAUAACCAACACAACUUCUGUGGGGUUCUGUAUGGUGCUAAUCCAUAUGGUGUAAUUUUUGCAUAAGUGAAGGUUGUGAACAUAGACCUGAUUAAUUUAGCUUAUCCUUUGAGUUCAAUAAUAUUACUAGAUUUGAUUGGUACUAUCAGUUCAUUAUAUUUUAAAUGUGUGCCCUUGGAGGUUUGGAACAGGUAAGAACUUACCCAGUUUUAAAAUGUGAGUUAAUUUAUGUACUGUAGCUGGAUCUCUUCCCUGUGACUGGCUGCAAGCAUAUGCACCAAUUGUUUUGUUUUCAUAUCUGUUUAUGGAAACAGUGAACCCCCCCCCGCAUUACUUCCCAAAUAGUAAAGGAAAAUGGUUAGUUCCCUGUUUGGUGUGAGAGUGUCCGCUGUGUGUUCUAUCAGUCCCAUUUGCCAAAGGCAGAGAUGAGUGGAAAGGAAAAAUUGUACCAGAGCAUCCACCAUGUUGGAUCACUGGGGAAACCGAACUCAAAAGAAAGAAGGACAAUCUGUCUAAAGGGGGACAAGAAAACUCAGUGCAAUGUUGCUCAUCUGAAACGGGUGCAUUGCUUUCAGUCAGCCACCAGAUGGCAGAGCAGCAUAAUUCAAGCCAGUGAGAAUCAUUUUUAACAUCUGGUGAUGCAAUCUGUACAAGCCAGGGCUCCAUAGAUCAGGUAAAGGCUGCUCAAAGGCCUACUUUAGAUCCUACUAAAUGCAUCUUCCUUUUUCAAUAAGAAUUUGUUGAGAAGUUUAGAAUCCCUAUUUUCUGAUUGAUUCUCAUAGAAUGUUCCUAAUAAUAACAUUAAUAAUCCAAGCAUCAGAAUUCAUAGCAGAUGCCACCCUGGGCUCAGUAUAUCGCUCUACAAAGACCAGAGUAACUAAUGGUGGUGAUCAGACCCUCUCUGUGGCUAAAAUAGUGGAGCAUGUACAGUAAUUCUUUCAUCUUACGCACAUUUGAGUUGCAUGUUUUCAGUUAUAUGCAGUUGGCUGAAAUUGCACAAGUCAAUUCCCAAGCAAGGCAGAGAGCUUAAAAGCUCUUUUCAUGCCAGGUUUUCUUUGCGAAAGGUGCGUUCAAGCUCUCCACCUUGCUUGCUCAGCAUGCCAGUUCUGGAAGGCCAUGGGAUGUUCUCUCGAGAUUUCACAUGAACAUCGCUGGCCUUCUAGAGCCAGUGCAUCAAAUGGGCCUUGCCCAGCAAGCAAAUCAGAGAGCUAGCUUAAAAGCUCUUUUUGUGCUGGGUAACCCAAGCAGACUUUGAAUGAAAAUAACUUUUAUGCUCUUGACCUUGCUGGCUGGGGGAAGUCCACUUGGAAGCUUUGGGAGUAUGUGGGUGCUAUUUAUCUCUCCUUCCACCCGCUAGCUUCAGGGCAGCUUCAAGAGUUUAACUAUAUGCAGUUUUCAUGUAUACAUGUAAACUUUGGUACUGAACCCCUAUGAAAUAGGACGGAUUGCUGGUACAUUCUCUCCAGUAGUAACCAUUUGUCACAGGAAACUGCCUUUAACCAAGUCAGUCAAUUGGUCUGUCUAGUUCAGUGUUGUUUGGACUUGCAAUGGCCGUACGUUGGUAUGGUAGAUCAGUCUACACAGCCAUUAGCAUGAGAAGCCAAACACCUGUCCUCUCCACUUUUCAUCUGGCACCUCUGCUGCUCUAUCCACCAAGGUUCCUAUCCCCCAACAUCUGUUGAGCAGCCAUGUGGUCUUUAACAAGCAGUAGACAGCCACCUAUCUCACCCAACCCAUCCAGCAUCAUACAAGGCUCUUCCACAACCCACAGUGGAUGUCUCUCAUGCCAAGCAAGAGAAUGGAACAUUGAUUACUUACUGUGAAGCUUUAUUCUUGUUUGGCAUGUGAAGCAAUCCACUUCCUCACCUGUACAUACUCUGUCAUGCAUGCACACAACUGAACUAGAUUACUACUCUUCUGAAUUUAUAUGGGGUCAGGGUUACAAAAUGAUUUUGCUACAAGUUAUCCAUGGAAUGCAACUGAGGAGAAGACAGCGGGGGGGGGGUCCAUAAAGAAAAAAAUAUGGUCACAUGUCUUUGCCUAGAGUAAAUGGGAGAGAUGCAGUCCACAGUGAAUGCCUUUGCAUGCCAAACAUACAGUAAGUUAUUGCUGUGCUGCUUAAUUAAGUAUCUGGAACUGACAAAUUAAAGUGCUUUAAUACUUCAUUUAAAGAAGGUGGGCACCCUUAAAUCUAUUCAUCAUUUAAUCUUUUCCUUGAUUAGAAUAUUUGAUUUGACGGCAGUUUUAGCAUGGUUAUCUAUAAGUUUAGGUAACUAAUAGUGAGGAUUGUUUUCCACAAUACUAUUUUUGUUUGUUUCUUCAGCUCUGCGAGCCUGUGACAGAGGUCUUGGCUCCUUUUUUGGAUGUAACGAGUCAAAAUCCUCACAAGUUUAGUAGUAGAAAACAAUGUAUCAGUUUCAUGAGAUUAUAAAAUGAUGUGAACUGAAAUAAUUCAGGGGUCUGUGUGGAAUGCCAUUUAUUCUCUGUUUUAGUGUAUAAAUUUGUACUUUGUUCACAGUGUUUCUUUUGAUCGCGUAUCAGACAUCAAUUUUACCCUCAAUACAAAUGAAAGUGUAAGUAUAUUCUUGCAGCUAUUGUAAAAUUCAAAAUGGAUGCUAUUUGUUCACAUUCUCUCUAUGUGUGAGUGGAGAGGCCCUGCCCUUUUUGGUGGCAUUGUUUGUAAAGAGGAACAUUUUAAGAGAUUUUUUUGUGGCUUUCUGUCUUAACACUGCAGUGAUUCAAGCAUCUUUAUCAGGAAACAUAUUGAUGGGUAGGGGUCCAUAAUUUUGGUCACCAUGAUGAGUGUUCUGCCACCCAAUCUUGGAGCUGAAGGAGACAGUUGGGCUUGGCCCUGCUCUUGUGUUGCACUUUCAACAUGCUCAGAGGAAGCCCAGCAUAACAAUAGAGAUGUUCUGCGCCCCCUCCCCAACUGCAAGAUGAGGUAGAAACCUGGAGCUGCUUUUGAUGUGGUGCAUCUAAGCUUCUUGCAGCACCUUGGAAGCAGUCACAGUGCAGUUCUAGGAAUUAGUCCCCCACCAUCUGCUCCCCAGCUUCACAUUUGGUGCUGGCAAGAGCAUGGGGUUGUCUCUGACCUCAGUAUGCAUAUCAAAGGUGUCAAGUUGGGGAAAGAACCUUGUACUUGGGGGGGGGGGAGGCAGAAUCCUAGCAACCACAUGUUCAUUGACUAGUCAGUUCAUUGGUCAGCCAGAAUUUAUCAGCCCUGUUGAUAAGCUUUCAAGAAGAAUGGAGUUGUGUCCCUCAGCCUCACAAGAGACUAGAAAUGGUUUUAACAGGUGCAGAUUUAGGGGCAUAUUGGUGAAGCAGCAUCCAAAGUACAUCAGCUGUUAACUGAUGGAAUGCAUUGCCAGAGUGGGGCGGAUUAACUCAUGGAAAGUCCUUGGUAUUCUCAGGAUGGCUCUGUGUAGGUUUCUUUGAUGCUAUAAAACUAUUGGAGACCUAAUCUUGGGACGGAAUUGGUCUUGGCCCUUUUUAGUUUUAUUAAUUAACAUUAAGAGCACUUCUUUCUGGUAUAUGGUCAUUUCCCAUUUGUUCUAUUGUUUUCAGAUACAGUGAAUGCCCAGCCAGAGUAAUAAAGGUAGCUAAUGUGCUAUGGCAGAGACAGUGAACUGGCAGCCCACAGGCUGGGUCUUUUUUGUGGCUCUGCUAUGAACUCUCCUAGUCAGAUCAGGAGUGUUAGCUGUUUUAAGUUGAGGCUUCCCUUGUGUUCCAGAGGAAAACUUGCCCCAUCUCUUAAUUGCAGUGAGGACUAGAGAAAAUACAUGUGCUGCUUCUCCCUUGCAAGUACUCGUCCCAGGAAAUGAGAGCAACCCAGAGUCCUCUGGGAGGGAUCUUGCACUCCCAGAGGAUGAGGGCACCUGUUGAAGUGAAAGCAAUAUGCAAGUCUUCCAUGCUGCUUUCACUCAGCUUGGCACCAAUCCUUGAUACCAAUGCAAUUUUUUUUUGGGGGGGGGCACUCAUUCAGUGAGACAGUGGUUGCCCCUUUCUUUGGAAGGAGAGGUCAUAGGAAGUCUCCAGUGCGGCAUAAUCAACCAGUUUAAAGUGAUCAACUACCUAUGAGCUGGUGAUAUUACGUUCUGGGAAUUUCAAUGCUGAAUUUAAGGAACAACAGCAGAGUAGUCUGACGCUAUCUGAAUUUUGCUUUAAACAUGGAACAAAAUACUUUCUACCGGAAGCCUAUCUGUUCUUUCCAGUUUGGGGUAUGAAUAUUAAUUGUAUUGGGUAACACUACAGAGUUGUUGCUUUUGUUUUUUUAAACAUAAUAUAGAUAAUGACUAGCCACCUAAAUGUGAUAUUCAGUGUUCAUGAGUGGUGAAUUUAGUCUUUGUAAUUUAUUUGCUUUUUAUGAUGAUUAGGGCAAUAUUGCUUUGUUUGAGGCGUGCUGUAAGGAGAGAAUACAGCAGUUUGAUGAUGGUGGUUCCGAUGAGGAAGAUAUCUGGGAAGAGAAGCAUAUUGCUUUUGCACCAGAAUCUCAGAGAAGAUCCAGGUAACUUUAAGAUGGCAGAGAAUAUGUUUUGCCUCUAAUUAAAUCUAAUCCAAAAACUAACAGAUUUACCUAUUUCAGCACUGAUAAGCUUGUGCCAGGUGCUUUUAGGAAGAGUAAUGCAAAGAUGAAUAUAUUACAUUCCAGCAGUAAUCUGGAUGAUAUUCUUAUCCCUAUGCUACUAUUGUCUUCAACUGGUUAAGUCAGGCUUGCGUCCUGAUCCAAAGUGGGUCAUAACAGGAGCACUACCACCAUGAAAGUAUAUGGUAAAAAAUUAGGAAAUAGGGCCUUGAAUUCAUGUUUGGGUUAAAAGUGGGUUCUGAGUCUGAGAAGGUCGAAGAUACCUGAAUUAGGUGAUGCAAGUGACCUAAUUCACAUGUCACAGUAAACCAUAAUUAAUGUUUUGCGGGAAUGCAAAGAUUGAUCCAGCUUCAUUUCUCCCCUCUAGCCAGCAAGAGCCAUGAUCCCUGGCUUAGUGUUACAUCCCAACUAGAGAUUGUUUUGUUCGGUGGGAAUUUUGCCAUUAACAGUGGGAAAGUUUAGGUUCUGUGGUUGUCUUUUGUGUCAUCAAGGCAAAAAAUGGCAAAAAACAAACAAACAAACCCAAACCCCUCUUGGGUGGUAGAAAUAAUAUUUCUGUUUGUGUCUGUUCUUUUUGUUUUGUUUUUUUAAAAAGCUCAGGCAGUACAGACAGUGAGGAAAGUACAGAUUCUGAAGAAGAGGAUGGAACAAAGCAGGACUUGUUCGAGUCAAGCACCAAUACAGAAGACAAGAUGGAAGUAGAUUUGAAUGAAGGUAGGUAGUUUUUAUGCCACUGCUUCUUGCUCACUUUAAGAUACUGGAAGUGGAAAUCUCAGACAAGCAUAAUUCUAUUAAGGAAGGGCACUUCCAGACUGCCAUUAUUUUCAAGUGAGAUUCCUUCGCAUACCAGUAAACUCUGCUUGUGCAAUUAAAGUUUAUUGGAGCCUGCUUCCCCAAAACAUCAAACUUUUUGAAGUAAGUAAAGUGAUGGGGUAAUGCAAUGGAAAGUGUGGAAAUAACACAUUAUUUGAUGCAAUGUCAUCUUAACCUUCUCCCCAACAAACAAAUCAGAGUGAAUGCUCAUUAAACAGCCAACAUUGUCUAAUUUCCCUGCAAGACAAAUCAGGAUGAAUGAUCAAAAAUCAGGUUGUCCAGAAACACUCAAAAGUGAAACAGAACUUCCCUUCUUUUUUCUGGGAUAAAUUGACCAUAAUAAGCAAUAGUAUAUCAAACACAUGGUGGCAAUUAAAAUGCCAGUGUUGAGCACAGAUGUGUGACUAAAGCUUUGGGGUUGAAACAAGGCGAGUCUGAAUCAAAGCCUCAAAUAUUUGUUGAACCAGUUAAACCUUAGAAUCGUUCUGCCUUGAGCUAAAGGAAACAUUCAGACAAACCUUUGGAAUAGGAAACAUAUUUUGGAGGACUGAGGGUUACUAGGAUUGGAGAAAUCUAAAAUCCAGAGGGUUUUGGAAUGCAAUAUUCUAAUAUUGUACUUUUGAAAUCAUAUAUGUUCCUUAAUGAGGUGUGCAUUGUUUUAAGUUGCCCAAGGAAUUCCCAAAUCUGUUUUAAUCUAAUAUUUUAAGUCCUAGUCCUAUGGCAGUUUUUUGCUUUCUUAGUUUUUUGCUUUUUAAAAAAUGAUAAAUGUAUCAAUCUUUCCAGCACCUAACUGGUCAGCUAACUUUGAUGUUCCUAUGGAAACAACACAUGGUACGAAUCUGGAUUCUGUUGGGUCUGACGUUUGGAGCACAGAAGAGCCGAUGCCAGCAAAAGAAACUGGCUGGGCCUCCUUUUCAGAGUUCACAUCUUCACUAAGGUAGGAAAGUACUGUGUUGCUUCAGGUCUUGUGAAUCAAAUGGAAUUUAAUUUUGAGUGAAAGCGCUGAUACUCUUUUCAUGAGCUAAGCUGAAAAUUGAGGGAGUUCUGAGUCCAUGAGUGUAGGGAUUUGGUUUUAAGCAGACCUUGAAUUGAAAAGAUUCAUUCCCAGAGAGCCUUUUUAAAGCUGCAGUUUAUUUUUAUUACGGGAAGUCAAAAUGUUUAUAUGUAUCUCUGAAUUGAUAAGAGAGCUAUAGGGAGAACUAUGGGGUGGGCAGGGGGAGACAUAAGUGCAGGAAUGUUGUCUCCUCACUUGGUUCUAUUUGUUCUGUUCUGGCAUUUGAGAAUUGCUAUAGAGUACUCAAGUCAGCAGCCCCAAAGCAAAUAUAUGGGGAGUGAAAACAUUUUCUUUUGUCAACUGCUCACCAAAAAGACACAAAUUACUUUAUUUUUGGUCGCAGCACCACUGCAGUAUCUUCUCCUCUGUAACAUGGUGCUUUUUCAGCUCUCCAGCUAUUUCUAUGUUUCUGUGAUUGCAAUAUGUAGAAGUCAAAUAAUUUAGGUCAUCUGCUCACGUUGCAGUCUUUUCCCUUCAUAUCCUAAUUAAAACAGGGAGAGUUGAAAUUAUAAUUGAUUCUUUAGCUUUCAAAUAGACAUAAACUCCCAUAAACUCGUAUACAUUGAUAUGUGUUCCAUUUCCUUUUAUUCCCUUUUGAUUGCACAUGAAUGUUUUCUAGAACUCUCAAAUUGUCAGCACAAAAUGUUGAGGCAUCUACUCACAUGGUGCAGAAUGGGCAGACUGCUUAACCAAUCUAAAAUAUAGUUCCAACAUACUUACUUUGAUAAACACUAAAAAUGGAAUUCAUCAAAGCUUUCGUUUUCUUUCAAAGUCCAAAAGAUUCCUUAAGAAGUAAUUCACCCGUAGAGAUGGAAACCAGCACAGAGCCCAUGGAUCCUCUGAGUGCAAAUGUAGCAUUUGCAACGCAACCAGAAGGUAAAAGCACUUAAAUAAUGCACACACACAUAUGGCUGUAUAUGCAUUUGAUACUCCAUUGUUUAUCAUUACUUGCACAAAUCACAGUGAGCCUCUGGUUCAUGUGUUUGCUCCUCCUGUGUGGCUGGCUGCUGGAAGAAUUUUGGGAGCUUUUAGUUGUAAUUACCUGCUGUUUGCCAUAUGUCUAGUUUAAACAAGCCAGGUUUGAAACAGACCAGGGUUAGUGUUAAUCAGUUUAUAAUGCUAGCCAACAGGACAAAUGGCAAAUAACUGAAAGUAAAAAUAUUUUUUUUUACAUCCUCAUCCCAGCUACAUGUGUGGAGGGAAAGGGCUCUGUGGCUUAUGCACAUCAGAAUAAAACUAUGGUUUUUCAUGAUGUACAAACACAUCAAUUGUGUAAAUAGGAUAAGCAUGUCUUGCUUUCUAAAAUAAUGGAAAUUGAAACUAUGCCACUGAAUUUCUUCCAAAUUACAUCACUGAUGGAUAUGUAAGAGGUAUUAAAACCCUCUGAUGUGGCUUCAAAUGUGAUUAGCUAGCUAUUGUAAGUGAUCCAAAUUGCCAAAUAGACUAGAAAAUGGAGGUGGGGUUGUUAAUAUAGAAAAUUAAACACUCUAUUAUCUACCGUUUAUUAUCUAAACGAUCGUGUUUCUAUUUUGUGAUAAUGUACAACUGUAAAAAUGGCAAAAAAUACAUUGUUCCAGAAUAAAAAUCAGUAUUAGUUCCUGAAGCCUUUUCAGCUGUUCAAAUUUGUAUUUACAGCUGCAGGAAGCAUUGCAAUGGAGGCUGGUUCUGAUGGAGAAGAUGAUGUAGAAAAUGCAGACAAGGUGACUGAAACAGUAAUGAAUGGCAGUAUGAAGGAGACCCUUAGCCUUACUGUAGAUGCUAAAACUGAAACUGCUGUCUUCAAAAGGUAAGAGAACACUAUGGUUUGAUUCAGAGCAUGGGUUUUGAUCAUUUUAAUUUUUUAAAUGCUGGCCUGGCAUGCCAUCUUUCAUUUUAAAAGCAUUUAAAAACAAAUCCAUGGCAAAACAGAGAACUUCCUACAACAAAAUUAAAGAUUUUAAGUGUGAUUUGAUUGUAGCCACCAGGUGUAAUGUUUAGCAUAUACCUUUGUUUUGUGGAUUUCAGUGACCAGAUUUUUUUUGGGGGGGGGAGGUUUUUUUUAAAGAAAUUUUAAUCUGCUGACAUAUGAGCUGCUGGAUCCUGCAUCUUCUGUCUCUUAAAUUUGUCUGUUGCCUUUUUAUUUCUUAUUUCCCCCCUAAUGUUCUAAUUAUGUUGUAAGACACACCAGGCAUUUUAAAAGAAAGACAGGGCAUACGUUUACUAAAUAAAAUAUUUGGUCUCCUUAACUGAAAGCAGUUGGCAUAGUAUGCAGCUUAUCACUAGCAAAGCCUGGUCACAGAAUCCAGUUCCAUAUCUGAAUUAUUUGUUGCUUUAGAAAAAGGAUACCACCACCAUUUUAAAGUUGUGUGCAAAUGUUAUGCAUCUUAGUGGAACAUAAGAGAGUGACGAGGCUGACCCUAAAACACUUCCCUAAAAUGGUUGUUCUUAAAAUGGAAACCCCGUCGCACGCGGUUAACUAGUCUCUCAAGUUAUCCUUGCUAGUUUGUCUUCUGGCCAGAACAGAUUUGUGCUCUAGCAUAUUCUCUUCUAUCAAAAUAAGCUGCUCAUAUUGGCAAUUGCACUUUUAGUAGGUUUUCACUGGCAAAAUCCUUUCAUCCUGUUACACAGCCACUUUAUUUUCCUUUAUUGUUGGAGAAGGAUGUCCAGAUGCUAGAGCUUUCUCAGUGUUGGUGUCCAAUCUGGUAUGAUCUCCCUUCUGAGGAACAUGUGACACUGAUAUGGUGUAUUAUUUGGUGCUGAUUAAAGAUGCACCUUUUUGCCCAAGCUUUUUGUGGGGGCUUAUUUACUGUUUCUUGCUCAUUGUUUAUAUGAAGAGUUGGCUGAACCUGAUGGCUGUGUGUGUGUGUGUGUGUGUGUGUGUGUGUGUGUGUGUGUUCAUAUAAAUGUGUGUCAGAUAUAGGAUGGGUUUAUAAAUGGCGAGAUAGGUAAAUAAUUAACUACAAUUUGUUCUUGAGGCAGGGCUUUUGAAAAUGAAGCAAGCAUUGUUCCUUUUGUGGAAGUGACCCCCUCCUAGUUGCUACUGUCCAGUCUUCUCUAAGACACAACACCUUUUUUUGGUGUUGCUCUCCAUUUCAAAUUUGAUUCAAUUUUCUGACAGGAAUUUUAGCAUCAUGACAACAUUUUCAAACAUUUACUUGGCUAAGUUCAAGCGCAGUGCAGGAUUACCAAAUAGGCAGAGUAGGCACUGGCCUAGGGGCCCCAUGACAAUGGAUCAAAAUAAUAUUGAUUUGAUCUUGAAAGAAAGUUACAACCAAUCUUCCCUAGUUCAAUGUCAUCCCACUAGAGCAUUCACACGACAGGCCCCCCAAGAUUUCGACUACCUAGGGACCUCCACAGGGUUUAAUCUGGCACCGUUCAAGUGAAUACGAUUUCAUUUUGAAGCAACACGGUUGCUUAGGCUUGAGAGAGGAAUUUGACCUCCAGCACAUCACACCUUGGGAGGCCCACUUGCAUCGCUUUUCAGUCCUUUUUGUGGCUCCCCCCACCCCUGCAGCUUGGCGGCUAUGGUGUGGCCUUCACUUUCUUAUGCAGGUGGGAUAAGUGCUCAGAAAAAAGGAAAGUGUCUCCUGCUGUCCUGAAGAACAGAAAUUGACACCAAGAUGACAAGGAGUGGUUUAAGCUGUUCUAUAUGACCUCCGCAUUUUCAUCGUUAGCCACUAGUGGCACCAAUAUCUCUUUGAUGAUUGGGUCACUGUCAGUUCAGACACCGUAAAUAUAUGUGAAUUAUUAUUUUCUUUCCCAUUGUGGAUCACUUUAUCGCCUAUUCAUCCACUUUAGAUUGAUACUUUUGAAGCUGCAUCCAGGCCCCACAAAUAACUCACAGAUGCCUUUUAAAUAAAAGGAUACAUUCUACUCAUGUAAAAACACGCUGAUUCCUGGACUGUCCGCAGGCCGCAUUUAGAAUGCGAUUGGGCCGUAUCCGGCCCCCGGGCCUUAGUUUGCCUACCCGUGUAGUUUUACACUGUUUCUUUUAAAAUUCAAAGAUUUGACUCUCAGGUUCACCAUGUCUCAAACUGAGCUUUCUCCAUAUGAAAGGGACAAAGUUUGCUUAAUUUCCAUAAGCCUUCCCUGAAGGUUAAGUUGUAGGAGCCGAUGCCAGUCUGGAUCCCCUUCAUCCAACAAUGAUAAGGAACAUUCAUGGUCAGUUGAAUGUUCUUAUAUUCAUGUUUGCGUUAAUCAUGGAUGCCAUCUUGUUUUGCCAUAAAUACAUCUGAAGGUAUAGCUGAAUGUACAGUUGUGCAAAUUAAUGAUUUGCUUAGCUAAGCUAUUUAUUUUUAUUCUGUCAGCAUCCCACUUUGCUGUUGUUCUGUGUUUUGCUCUUUUCUUUAUUUAACGGCUGCUUCAUUAUAGUAUUUUGUACUAAAGUACAAAUACCUGAAGAUACAUGGGUAUAUAUUAAGUUAUAAAGAGUGCACAUGUGAGAAUUACGCUUCUCUCCCCCCCCCCCCAAAAAAAAGUGAGUGGGGACUGGGAAAGGAUAUCCACUUAGAUAUUUUAUACUUUUUUUUUCAAAAGUUGUACUCUAUCCUUUUCUUUUGGAAGCUGAGAACAAUUUAUUCUAUACUGCUUAUGUAUCUGCUCACAAACAGUUUCUAAUCUAGAUUGAGGCCUAGUACAAACAAGUGGGUAGGGGAAGAAAUAUUGAGUCCAGAUUGUACCACUUCAGACUGCAAGUUUGGGCUCACACUUUAGAAGACUCACGUAAUGAACCAUGACUUUUUUGGCUGCUGCAUAAAUAGGGCUUAAUCCAAGGGCUAUUUUUUCUAGGAGUUUCUUAAUGGUCUUUUUUUACAUUCCUUUUCUGUUCUUUCCCCCCCUCCCCCUCACUUUUGGCUUCAGAGUGUUGAAAUCCUAUCGGUAUGUAAAGGAUAAUGAAUGUUUGUUUUUUUCUCCAUUUUGGGCACCAUGUACAUUCUUUAUUCCUCUUUUUACUACUCUGUAAUCUUACAUCCUGCAUUUUUUCCAGUCCAGUUCCCUUUUAAGUGAACAUAAACUGAUGCCAGUGAUGAAUGUGACCAGAAUCCACAACCUUGUGCUUGUUUUCCAUGUUUCAAUCAUAUUUCUAAAAUUCUACUUGCAUGUGACCUCUGGACCCUUUCUACCUAAGCCUCCCACUAAUGCAUGAUGAUAUCAAAUGUUGAAGGCACAAAUAAAGCUGUAACCUGUUUCUUUAGUGAGGAAGGAAAAUUGUCUACCUCGCAAGAUGCUUCUUGUAAAUAUGUGGUGGAGGAGAACACAGAAGCUGCAGAAGAAAAUCCUGUCACUCCGCAGCCUGCUAGCAGCAGUCUGGAACAGAGGUAGCUCUUUAUUGCCAUAUUCCUUUCACUGUGUGGUUUCUUUUACCAUUGGAAUGAAGGAUUUAUUUAAGGAUAUGUAUUCUCCCUUGCCAAAAGACCAAAGGUAGCUUAUUUGGUAUCACACAAGCAUUUUUAAAAAUUAGUACUGUAUCUAAAAUUUUAAACCUAAAAAGCAGCAUAAGGCAAUUAUAAUAAAGCACCAUUACAGUGUUUUAAACAGUAAAAAUUCAGACCAUCCAUUUCAACCAAAGGCAAAUUGCAAUUAAAAUAUAUUUAAAAGCGGAGAAGGAAGAAUAUGUGGACCACAGUCCCAAGAACCUUAUAGCUUUUAUUUAACAAUGGAAGAAAAACCUUUAUUGAUGAAAAACUGUUGUGUUGGGUGGAAGUAGUCAUGUACUUGUACUCUACCUUUCAGAAGUCCAUGAUAUAUAUGACAGAUACAAAGAAGCAGAAAUUGAUACAGUGGUACCUCUAGAUGUGAAUGGGAUCCGUUCCGGAGCCCCAUUCGCAUCUAGAAGCAAAUGUAACCCAUGUCCGCGCAUCUGUACGUGUCACGUUUUGUCGCUUCUGCGCAUGGCGUCAUUUUGAGUGUCUGCGCAUGCACAAGCAGCGAAACCCGGAAGUAACGCGCUUCGUUACUUCCGGGUUGGCGCGGAGCGCAACUCGAACACACUCAUCCCGAAGCACAUUCAACCCAAGGUAUGACUGUAAUGGUAGCUUUGAAAGAUGCUGAUUAAACUUCAGGUUAACAUUCACUGAUUCAUGGUCUUUUCUCCACUCCCGAUCUUUUUAUGAAAAUGAGUGCUUUGGUUGGCACAGCAAGACUAGGAGACAAAAAGUUCUCCCCAAAUUUCUGUUUUUUAAUGGGAAAAACUCUCUUCUCCUCGGUGUCAACAUUUCUGGGAAUUUUAUAUCUCUGUUCAUACCUGGGGGUUUGCAAAGAGCCCUCUGCCACUGCCUUCCUGGGGCCCAGUAACUAACAUUGAGGGAUGGGAAGGAGACAGGUGCUGGUGCUACUCUCCAGAUUCUGUUGAGAUUUUUUCCUCCUGUCAGGGAUGGGAGAUGCUUCCUCAAGAAUUGGAUGCCUCUCUCUCCCCCCCCCCCCAGGUGUGUUAAUGGGCUUUGAAAAGGGAACUGGCCACUCUCAAAGGAUGAAGGUGAGCAUGGCCUCAGGUCACAGCUUGCCUUUCUCCUGCUUGCAAACAUUUAAGCAGAAGCACUGUUUUGUGAGCACCCGUACUCAAAUAUUUGUAAGGCCCACAUCAAUGUAACUGAGUUGCCUCGACCAUCUCCUUUUGUCUUGUAACAUGACCAUCUAAGCCUAUAAGUAGGCCUAAAGGCUGAUUCUUUUGAUGUCUCUGUGAUUGCUCCCCACUUUGGGCUGUAUCCCUUGCUAGUGCUUCUCAGAGUAGACCCACUGAACUUAAUGAACCUAAGGUAGGUCUACUAACUCUAGUGGCUCUGAGUAGGACUAAACUUAAAUACAACCCUUGUCUUAUGUAAAGCUUCCUUAGAGCACUGCUGCCAAAAUAUUUUCAUUUCAUAGUUUAGAGCAGAGCUUUCCCAACUUUUCAUGUUGGUGGCAGUUUUUAGACAUGCAUCGUUUUGUAACCAGAGGUUAAACUAACCCCUUUCCAGCCCCAGUAGUAGUGCAGAAAGCGUUUGCACAACAUACCUACACACUGACACACAGUUCGGAAAGCUCUGGUUUAGAGUAUGUGAUGUGAUGACCUUCCUUAAAUUCCUACACCGGCCCUCAAACAGCUCAAAUUUAGUGCUUUCAAAAGUGGUUCCUCCCAUUUUUCUGUUCUCAUAUUCCACAGUAUUUCUGGAAUCGAGUAAUUCAGGAUUGGGGUGCUAGAAAAGCAAAGUGUUACCCAGUGCUUUUUUUUCUAGGGGUGGGAGGGAGUGCCAGUACUCACUGCCCAGAAAUGGCCAUAGGAGGGAUAGGCAAGUGUGCAAAAAGAGCUGCUCUGCACAUGCUCAGGGAAAGAGGCAGCAGGGCUCCAAGCACCACAACUUUUAUCUGUUUCCUCAUUUUGCAUUUUUUAAGUAAUAUAAAGUUGCACUGUGUUAAUACUUGGUUCCACAUUUUUUAACUUCUUAGGACUGAUCAACAAGCUCUUCUAGCAGAAGCAUCCGUUAAUGGCCCUGUAUGA